Molecule: messenger RNA, 932 nt
Organism: Populus euphratica (Euphrates poplar)
Lineage: Eukaryota; Viridiplantae; Streptophyta; Magnoliopsida; Malpighiales; Salicaceae
Product: seed dormancy control protein
Exons: 4
Coding region: 5-904 (299 amino acids)
Biological process (GO): DNA-templated transcription
Molecular function (GO): sequence-specific DNA binding
Source: RefSeq, a predicted model, not a curated record
AACAAUGAAGGGGAUAAUAUUAGCAUCACAACCCCUCUUGAGUUUUCUUGAAGCGAAAGAUUGUAUGAUACUACAAGAAGAAGGUCAAGGGAUGCAAAGCAAAGGCAUUGAAAGAGAAGGAGACAAUGCCGAGACUGGCCAUCUAUCUGAGAGAGUACAGUGCAUGACGCUUCACAAGAGAGGAAGGAGUGCAAAAGAGGUUUCUAGGGGAAAGUAUGGUCCGUGGGGACAAGAGCAGAAAACUAGAGCAGCAAGGCUAGAGAAACAACUCAAAACAAGUCGGAAAAUUGAGGAGCUAAUUGAAGAGCAAUUGAAUAGGUUCCCUUCUAACUACGACAGUGCUAUGUUCCCAGCCAGGCUCAAGGAUGUUCCCAAGCUCCUCAUGCCUAAAUGGUUGCUGCCUCAUGAAUUAACCACUCUGGCCUGGCUUGGGGAUUGGCGGCCCUCUUGCAUUCUAGACCUCGUCCAUGCCCUGGUCCAAUCCUCAUCAUUCUCACUGUCAUCUUCUUCAUCCAAUUCAAAUGGUGUUGAGAGGCGCCUAGCACAGCUUACUCAUGAAAUACGCAUUGAGGAGGCGAUAAUAAAUGAAGAAAUGGCUGAGAUUCAAGCUACAUGUAUCAUUCACCUUCCCUUUGCUCCUGUCAGAAAUCAUCGAAGUGGUGCUACUGCGUUGUGUUGCAUUCAAGCUGAGUUCAAGAAGAUAGAAAGAGUAAUUACCAAGGCCCAGCAACUGAGGUUUAAGGCGUUAGAGCUGGCAGUGAAGAAAGUUUUAAGGCAAAGUGAUGCGGCAGAAUUUCUAGUGGCAUUUGCAGGAAUUCAGGAUGUGAUACACCAUUUAGCAGCAAAACAGAAGUUACCAAAAGGUCCAGCCAUUCUGCCUGCCCUGGCCUCUGGCCCUGCUUAAGAGCUUUGUAGCUGUAAGGAUCUUUUAA